Messenger RNA from Corticium candelabrum, 2137 nucleotides. Its product is annotated as hemicentin-1-like. The record is from RefSeq and is a predicted model, not a curated record. The transcript has 10 exons. Gene Ontology annotation, cellular component: plasma membrane. The coding region runs from base 1 to 2091 and encodes 696 amino acids. Gene Ontology annotation, molecular function: protein binding. Gene Ontology annotation, biological process: homophilic cell-cell adhesion. Lineage: Eukaryota; Metazoa; Porifera; Homoscleromorpha; Homosclerophorida; Plakinidae.
AUGUCUACGGGAGUAAGAGUCAGACCAAACAUCACGGUUCUGGAAAAUAAGGCAAUGGCCUUGGAUCAAGUGAAACCUCUUGGUCGUUUUACCAAGCGAACCCGGCAUCUUGUUGACGUUGAAAACGAGCUCUUCUGGUUGCCAGAUCCUGUCGUAGAUGAUGAUUCACCUAACCACUACAAGGCAUACGAUACUGUGAAGGGAACAGAGACAACGAAUGACAACCGCCCUUCCAAGCUGCAUAAAACGGUCGCCUCCAGACAAGUCCUGAAGACCAAGCCCUCUACCUACACCACAAUUUUUAAACAGCCGGUUAAUGUUACUAAAGUUGAAGGGGAGUCGGCUACGUUGGAAUGUGCAGCAUCCCCUGCCACUGGGUACACAUGGACUCUUAAUGGUAUAACUGUGCGGUAUGAAGGAUCACGCAUUCAAGGUGCUGGCAACUUGGUAAUUAAUGAAGUCAAAAAAAGCGAUGUCGGUAAAUACCAAUGCACAGCAGUGGGUGGAAGUCAAAACAAUCACAGCCAAUUUGCCUGGCUUAAAGUACAAGUGGCUCCAAAAAUCACAACCGAGUUUCCUGCUGAGAAAAUUGCAUACACUGGGAAUGGGUUCGCUAUCGACUGCGCUGCAUCCGGGGACCCCACAGCUGAAGUCAAAUGGUAUGCUAAUGGCACUGUGAAAACGUAUGGUGGUAAACUUGAAGUUGCAUCCGCUAAGAAAUACGGGGAUCUAGGAAUGUAUCAGUGUUUUGCAAUUAAUUCUGCUGGAGCGGAUCAACGCAUUGUGAGAGUGAUUGUUCGUGAUCCAGUAAUCCAUUCUGUCAAGAUAAGUCCCGUUAAUGUGUCAGUCGUGUUUGGUGAAGUUCCAGAAUUCAAAUGCGAUGUUUCUGGUGAUCCUUUACCUACAAUUGAAUGGAGACUAGACGGUGUUAUUCUGAAUGUCUCAGCAAACACAGACAUUGUUAUUACUUAUACACCUGAUGGUAAUAAAGCGUCUGGGACAUUGAAAUACAACAUCACUGACAAAAGCCUUGGCAAUGACCAUGUGAUAACAUGUCGAGCUAUGAACUUAAAGGGACAUAAGGACUCAAAUACAUCAUUUGUUAUUGAAGUGGGCGCCGAAACUAUACCUGUACCUGACAAGAAAAUAUUUUUAGCAAGUAAACUAUCAAGUUUGUCCUGUCCUGCAUAUGGAUAUAAAGGGUUGGUUCGCGUUUGGAGUAAAGAUGGAAACAAUGUGGAUUUGUCAGGUCGUCGAGUUAACAUGACAUCAAGUGGUAUGCUUGUGUUUGGGUCUGCGGAACUUGGUGAUGCGGGGCUGUACACGUGUACUGUUAGUAACAAGGUCGGAGACAAGGAGUACACCAGCAUGCUGAUUGUCAAUGUGACAGUAGUGGCUCUAGUACCAGACAAGCCUGCUCUUCAGUGUAAUGUCACAUUGACAACAAGUACAAAUGUAUCAAUAUUGACUUGGAUAGUCAACAGCAACGGUGGUGAAGACGUCUCAUAUUAUGCCGUAGUCUUGAGUGGAAAUCUGAAUUUCACAAAGAUAGCAUAUUCAGAGAAGCUAUCUGUGAUUGACAAUUCUGAGUUGACACCGGAGGGUGGAACGGUUACUGUACAUGUGCCAUGUCUAGCUGAAGGGACAACAUAUUAUGCAAAGGUUGAGGCAUCAAACAGUGUUGGUACUAGUGCUCCUGCAAUACAGUCUUGCUCUACACUUGGUGGUUCAUUAUUGCAACCACGAGCUGCCAAAGAAGUAUUUUUCUCUGAUGACGUCAUUACCCUGACAGUAAAGGCUGAAGUCAACUGUCAAAUUGACACCUACAUUGUUAAAGAUGUAGCAUCUACUGAUAAACUCCAGUCAUUCUAUUCGUUUGAGAGUGGUAUUUUAACUCUCACGAUAACAGGACUGAAGGCAGGAAGAUCUUAUACAGUUCAAGUGUAUGCAGUGAAUAAUCAGUCACAGGAACGUCCAUUAGGAAAACCAGUCACAUUUCAAAUAUCAAGCCAAAGCAAUGGUCAUUCAUCAAGUGUUGUAGCUACUUCGGUUGUAGCAGUUGUGAUGACGAUCAUUCUCAUGAUUUUUUAAUUGCUGGUGUGAUAGUAUGGUAGUAUGCUAGUAUGCUGGCAUGAUA